CGUCUGGCUACCGGGAACCGACGGAGCACCCGGGCGGAGCGGUGAGUUGAGACGAGCUCCCCGGCUCCCAGCCGCCUCCGGGAGCCUCGAGGCCUUCUCGAGGGGCAAAGUGGGAGAGUUUGUUCCGUGUCUGCUAUGGCUGCUACUGUGAACUUGGAACUUGAUCCCAUUUUUUUGAAAGCACUAGGCUUCUUACAUUCAAAGAGUAAGGAUUCUGCUGAAAAGUUGAAAGCACUACUGGAUGAAUCUUUGGCUCGGGGCAUUGAUUCAAGUUACCGUCCUUCUCAAAAGGAUGUGGAGCCACCCAAAAUUUCAAGCACAAAAACUGUUUCCAUUAAGCAAGAGCCCAAAACAACAUCCAGUCUUCCUUCUGGCAAUAAUAAUGGCAAGGUCCUCACAACUGAAAAGGUAAAGAAGGAAGGUGAAAAGAGACCUGCUGAUAAAAUGAAAUCAGAUACCGCUGAAGGAGCUGAUAUUCCAAAGAAACCUAAACUGGAGAAACCAGAGACACGCUCCUCCCCCAUUACUGUCCAAACCAGCAAGGAUUUAGCUAUGGCUGACCUUUCCAGCUUUGAGGAGACCAGUGCUGAUGAUUUUGCCAUGGAAAUGGGAUUGGCCUGUGUUGUUUGUAGGCAAAUGACAGUGGCAUCCGGUAAUCAAUUAGUAGAAUGUCAGGAAUGCCAUAAUCUCUACCACCAAGAUUGCCAUAAGCCCCAGGUGACAGACAAGGAAGUGAAUGACCCUCGCCUUGUGUGGUAUUGUGCCCGAUGUACCAGACAAAUGAAAAGAAUGGCUCAAAAAACUCAGAAACCACCACAGAAACCAGCCCCCACGGUUGUUUCUGUAGCUCCAGCUGUCAAAGAUCCUUUGGUUAAGAAACCAGAAACUAAACUCAAACAAGAGACAACUUUCCUAGCAUUUAAGAGAACAGAAGUCAAGACAUCCACGGUUAUUUCAGGAAAUUCUUCUAGUACCAAUGUUUCCUCUUCAGUAACUAGUGGCCUAACUGGAUGGGCAGCUUUUGCAGCCAAAACUUCUUCUACUGGUCCAUCAACAGCAAAAUUGAAUUCAACAACCCAAAACAAUAGCGGGAAACCUGCUACCUCAUCAGCUAACCAGAAGCCUGUGGGUUUGACUGGUCUGGCAACAUCAUCCAAAAGUGGAAUAGGUUCUAAAAUAGGUUCCAGUAACAGCACUUCACCCACUGUACCACUGAAACCACCUCCACCUCUAACUUUGGGCAAAACUGGCCUUAGUCGCUCAGUUAGUUGUGACAAUGUUAGCAAAGUAGGUCUUCCCAGUCCAAGUAGUUUGGUUCCAGGAAGCAGCAGCCAACUAAGUGGGAAUGGAAAUAGUGGCACAUCGGGAUCUAGUGGAAGUACCACUAACAAAACCACUUCAGAAUCGAGCAGCUCGCCCUCAGCAUCCCUUAAAGGUCCAACUUCACAAGAAUCACAGCUCAAUGCCAUGAAGCGAUUACAGAUGGUCAAGAAGAAGGCCGCCCAAAAGAAACUCAAGAAGUAAUAUGGCCAAGUACUGGGAUUGAACUCAGGACCUGGUGCAUGCUAAGCAUGAGCUCUACCACCAAGCUAUACCCACCCUCCACCAACAAGAAUGACUAAUUCUUGAUGAGAACUUCCAGAAUCGCGGAAGACUGGUAGCACAUGUGAAUUAAAAAAAAAAAAAAAGUUUAUCUUCUAGCAAAAUCCCAGUAAUUGAUUCUGCUGAAUAAGGAUUCUUAUAAGCUUGCAGGAAUGACCCAAUAAUAAAGUUUUCUACUCCCUCCACCCCAUCACCUGGGUAUUCAGUGUCAGUCCCCAGCUUCAUUUCAGUUGAUUCUCCCUCUCCUCCCAAAAAUUUCAUCUCCCCUUUUUCAAAAUUAAAUUUUUGUAAUUGAUUUCUCAUACCCGGAAUUAUAUUUUUACCUUUUUCAGUCACCUCAUAUCAGUUAUUUAGGGAUAUGUCUCUUCCAGUAGAUUGUGAACUCUCAUGUCCUUUUAAUGCAGUACUUUUCUCGCAUUGUUCACUUCCCUUACAUUGUCAGUGUAACGUAUGCACAUAGUAUAUACUUAAUAAAUGUUGAAUUUUGAUUUA
Camelus dromedarius (Arabian camel) is the source of this 2094-nucleotide messenger RNA. It is a transcript of the gene INTS12, whose product is annotated as integrator complex subunit 12. Gene Ontology annotation, cellular component: integrator complex. The record is from RefSeq and is a predicted model, not a curated record. The transcript has 8 exons. Bases 136 to 1524 code for a protein of 462 amino acids. Lineage: Eukaryota; Metazoa; Chordata; Mammalia; Artiodactyla; Camelidae. Gene Ontology annotation, biological process: snRNA 3'-end processing.